Molecule: messenger RNA, 531 nt
Organism: Trichoderma citrinoviride
Lineage: Eukaryota; Fungi; Ascomycota; Sordariomycetes; Hypocreales; Hypocreaceae
Exons: 5
Coding region: 1-531 (176 amino acids)
Source: RefSeq, a predicted model, not a curated record
AUGCAUCGCCCAACAUUGAACCAUCCGUCCGUCACCCUGCUCGCCGAACCUCUGGUGCUAGAUCCUUCCAGUUCUGGGUGCGAACGGGGCCCUGCUGGUCCGCCGAGGGGGGCCGCUAGGGGUCUGGCCCAGCCCGCCAGGAGAGCAGGGCCCCCCAGCGGCCAUGUCCCGCGACUAGGGGGGUGCAAGGGGGUGCCACGCGCUGUGCGACUCGGCCUUCAGGUCAGUGGACGGUCCGUCGUGCUCCAGAACACCAGAUUUCAACACUCCAGAGCUGGAGCCGCCUUUUGGUUUGAGCAGCUUGAAGUCAUAAGAUCCGCCGCCGAACAAGGAACAAGGGAAGCAGGACCGAGGCUCCCGCGGCUCCUUCAAGGUUCUCGCCAACGGGCAUCGAGCCAAAAAAACGACGUCGAGUCACGGCCAGCCGAGUCAAGAAGCGACGAGACGAGCGCGGCAGGCCGUGGCGGAGCCGAUCAGAGAGAGGCAAGCGGUUGGUGGAGAGAAGGGGGGCGGGUGAUGGAUGAUGGAUGA